AUGGUUUUUCCACAGGUUGGUGAUUUUUUUUGGAAUUUUUUGAAAUCUUUGUGGGAAUAGAUUUUUAUAGAUUUUUACAAAUCCUUUUCGAAUUAAAUUUAUUAUAACAAAAUAAAAAACUGUGAUAAUUUAUUUAGAUUUUUGAAUUGGCAGUCCAUAAACUAUUCAGAACCGAAUUAAAAAAAAUCAGUAUCAGAUCUUUCCAAAAAUGUUGAUCAUAGCUAGAUCUAUGAUUAAUUUUUGAAUAAAUUAAAUUCAAAAUAAAAUUAAAAACCCGCAGGUACCGAAAGAUCCACCAAAAGACAAAGAAACUCAAAAAGAAAAAGAAGCACACGCCAAAAGAUUACACAGUCAAGCUAAUAUCCAUCAACAUGUUCAACACGGACAACAUUCUCAACAGGUAAGUUAUCUUAAAAAACAAAACUGGGUCAAUAAUUCAGGGCCGUGUCACUUCAAUCCAUUAAAUUUACAGCCGGUGCUCGUUUCCCCUUUAGUCGUUUCUCAUUAUGCUCAAAAUGUAUGUACAGAGCUGCAACUUGGUCUGGCUCCACCAACAUCCGGUGGAGGUGGUUUUUUUGCAUCGGUAUGUCUUUAAUGCUUACGCUUCAUCAAAUGUUUUGAAUACCUGAACACUUCCUUUUUUCACUAGAAUAUUGUUUUGGCUAACUCAAAAUAAUACAUAUAUAUGCUCUUUUUUUUGUUGCUCCACUCACUCGAUUCAUCAAAGCAACCAACCCUAUCCUAUUUUGACCUUGGACCUCCGCCAAGAACAAAAAAAAAAAGAAUAUUUUUUGUGCAGUGUUUCAAAUAACGCAAAACUUGACUUAAUUUUAUGUGGUUUUGGUUCAAGCCCACAUAUAUUUCUAUCCGUUUUUUUUUUAUUUUUCCAUAAUUCAAUUACUUUGCUUGUUUUCUUAUUCCAACUGAGACCACUAACAAAAAUUAUUGUUUUUUUUUUCUGGUUAUGUUUUUCUAGAUUGACCUUUUAAAAAAAUAUUCUUAAUUUUUGAAAGAUUCUUUUGAGGAUUCUCAAUUCCAAAAUUUGAGAUUUUCAAAAAAAAAUGUUUCCGAUUCCGGAAAACGUGGAGAAGUCGCGAACUUUUUUUUGGAAAUACUGUGAAAUUUUUUGACUCGAAAUAUUUUCCAAAUGAAAAAAAAAUCAUUUUCCGAAACUGAAUAUGAAAAAAAAAAGUUUUUUUUCGAUCGGACAACUGUUGAACUUUGAAGUCCUGUAACUUUCAGUUUUAGAAUUUUUUUAAAAAUGGAAAUCUAAAUUCUAAAAUUAUCAAAUUCUGUAAAUUUUUGAUUCUUUGAUCAUUUUCUGAAUCAUGCGACAAAAAAUGAAACAUCCGAUUCCUGAUAUCUAAUUUCAGACAACAUUUCCGAACAUCAUUCUCUUUGAAACCUCAACAUUUUUCAUUUUCAUUUUUCUAAUUUUUUCGAACCCUGACCUCAACUAAUCCCAUUUCAAUCAUUUGAAAACUUCGAAUCCUGACAGUAAUUUUUCAUGCCUAAUCCUGCUCUUCAAAAAGUUCACCAUAUUUUUUGUUUUGAACUAAAAAAAGAACACCUUUGACAUGUCAACAUAUUCCCUCAUCAUUUUCCUUCAAACAGUUGCACUUUUUCCCAAACCCAUGUGUUUUUUGUUAUGUAUGUAUGUUCUGAAAUUUGAGAAAAAUCGGAAUCUCGUUUCAUUUCUCCAUAAGGUUUCAUUCCAUCAUUAUUUCUCAUAUGUUUUUUUUAUAAAUUCAAUCAAAGAAAAGCAAAAAAUAGCCACCUCGCAUAUGUUAAAUGAAAAAAUUCAACAAAAAACAAUGAUGACCCACAUUAAAUUUGAUGAGCCUUGAAAUAUAUAUUUUCUCAUAGUGAACAGCUUGUAGAUUAAUUUGAUUUUUUAUUUUUUGCCUAUGAGAUGAAAUAAACAAAAAACAACAAUUUCUGCGGGAAAAUACAUAACUUUUCUCAUUUUUUUUCAGGGUCUUUUUCGAACACGUCAACCAAGUAGGCCUCGAGCCUAUUCGAUGCUUCCAUUGACAAAUUCAACAAGUCAAGAAGAAGUUUUUCAAGAUUCAGGGGUCAGUGUUUGUCAAUUCUUUGGAAUUUUUUCUAGAUAUUUUUUUUUCAGCAAAAAUCUCAAAAUUCACUUAACCCCAAAAAACAUAGCAAUCGAUCAUACAAACAACGAUAUUACCCAUUAUCCCAAGAAGAUACGUUGGAACUUCUACUUCUACUAAAUCAGGGUCAGUGUUUUGUUGAAUGGGAGGGGUUUUUUAGUUUGGUUUCAAGUGGAUUUACUAUAAACUAAAUGGAGUGCAACACUUACUCAUUAUGUUAUUUUUUCUUAUUUUAUUUUAUUAUUAUCAAAAGUGCUUUAUGUUGAUGAUUGGUUUUUAUUCUAUUUUCUUGUUGUUUUUGUUGCCGAGGACAAUUUUUUGGAAUUUUGGGAUUUUUUGGGGAUUUUUUCAUGUUGAAAUGUGAUUAUGCUUUCAUAGCUAAGAUUUCUGGAUCUUUUGAAUUUAAUUGUAAAAUAAUUCAGGAAUCAAAAUUUUAAGGUCAUUCACAAAUUAAAAAAAAACUUAUCCGGUGCUGAAUUUUAUUUUUUAAAACACCUACAGAAUUUAGAACUUCUAGACUUCAGCAUUUUUCUCAUUUCUUCAUUUUUUUUGAACUCUUGCUCCCAAAUGUUCCAAAUAAUAUGUUAUGUUAUUCUUUUUGCAAGAAAAGAUCAUAUUUUCUCUUAUUAUAUACUUUUGCUCUUCUUUUUCUUGAAAAAAAAGAAGAACAAGCAAAAAGAAAAUGAAAAUGUCGAAAAAAAAGGAAAAUGUUGAUUUUUUGGUGAGAAUGUCAGUGUUUAUCGCAAGCGAUGUCGACAUUAUGCGACGAGUGGCAACAGCAACGCGUGGCGUCUGUCCGCCACCACCAACACCAACACAACGUCUGCAUCAUCGUCGUAGUCGUGAAAAUCAUCGGCAUUAUUCUCGAUCUGUGUGCGAACAACUUUUCGACUCGUCAAUUUGUUCGAUGGCACCGAUUAAUGUUAGUCGAAGUCAUCAUCAAUCAAUUAAUCGCAGAUAUUCGACAUUGGUCAGUGUUUCGGAACGAGUUGUGCUCAGAGCUGGUUUGUUUUGCUUUUGUUUUGUUUAUUUAUUUUCGAAAAAAAAAGAAGAAACUAUUAUUAACAACUUUUUGGUAGUACAUGGAUUUUUCUGUUGAAAAAUUUUAUAAGGUUUUGAAAUCAAACCAAAAUUUCAAAGUGUUAUCUAAUUAUCACUAAUCAAGUAUUUUUGAAUAGGAAUAAUUUUCUGGUUCACAAAAUUCUAUGGUUUUAUGAGACCAUGCUGUUUUUUAAAAUCUGAAAUGAACUCUUAUCACUUAUCAUGAACAUUAUUUUGUUGAAAAUUUCUGAAUUCAUUUUAAAUUUUUUUUAGUUUUUCCAAAGUGCCCUUGGGUUUGUUAUAUUUAUUUGAUUCAUGUGUUUUUUUUUCAAUUUUUUAAAAUAAUUUUUCCGUUGACCAAAAUAUUUCAAUUUAUUUGUUGUGAACGUCUACUUGCCUUCAACUUCACAAAAAAUCAGAAUCACACUUUUUUUUCUGAAAAUCAGUUGUCAGACUGCUAUAACUAUUUGAAAAAUUUCAACUAUGAGAUUGAAUUCUUACCACAUCUCAGAAAUCAGGAUUGAUUCGUACUGUCGAACACUCGAGAAAAAAUUGGAAUAUCUUUUUAUAUUCAUUUUUAUAUCCUCUCUCUCUUUCUCUGUUUCAAAAAACCCCAUAUACAUAUAUAAGAAACAAUUUUCGAACUCACAUCAAAACUAUCAAAUUUCACCUUCCGAAAAUCAUUGAUCUCUAAAAAGCCAAUUUAUUAUUAAUUGUCACCGGAAAAAAGUUGACCACUUACCAACCGCCAAAAGAAAAACACACACACAAAACUAAACCUUUUUCUCCAUUGGAACUAAUCCUUCCUGGGUUGAGGGUUUUUUUUUCCCAACACACCGCCAUUUUUUGCCGUGUGUGUGCUUUUUCUAUUGCCAUACUUGCAAUUUGGCCCGUCUAUUAUUACUAUUUUCGAAUCCGGUUAAAAUUCGCAACGGGAGAUUUUUCUUCAACGUUUGCUCUUUUUUUCCGGCUUGGCACUUUUAGUCAGUGCAGUCUAGUUGAAGGCGAAUGUGUUUUCUCAUUAAGGUGAGCUAUUUUUUUUUUGUAAGAUUGUGGGACAAAACUGAAUGUGAGAUUUUUUCUGAAACCGGCUGAAAAUUUUGAAAUCGUAAGCUUCUGAAAAAACAAGUUCAUUUCUGGACUUCUUUUUUGAAACAUCAUUACUGUAUUUUUUUUUAAAGUUUGAUACUGAGAGGAACUUAAGUUUUCAAUCAAUAAAAUCCUAAAUUUUUGCAAAAAAAAACGGAGUUCGACUUCUUUCAAAAAACUUUUGCAAAUAAAAAACCUGUUCCAUGAAUCUGAAGCCCACAAUUCCUAAAUUUCCUUAGCCGGUUUUCAAGAAAAACUCUUGUUAGAACAUCGGGUUGCUGCAGAAAUGUAUUUAUAUAAACAAAGUCCUUAUUCAUCCACUUUUAGUUUUUUUCUGCAAUUUUUUGUGGGUGGCACAACAUUCAUAACUAUGUAUGCCAAAAAAAAGGAGAAAAAAAAGAAUAAGUAAGUAAGUGGUCGAGAGUUUUGAAUUAGUAGAAAGAGGACAGCCAGCAGCAUCCGAAUUGAAUACACAAUUGAUUCUAGUGCCAAAUCAUUCAGCCGAAUAAUAUUCAUAAUUUCUCUUGUUUCUCCUUUUCUUUUUUGCAUUCACCGGUCAAAACUUUUCUUUCGUUUUCUUAUGGCACCAAUAAAUAUUCGAAGAAAUUCAAAUUCUAAAACUAAAACUAAUAAAAUUGGACGACAGAAAAAACAAAACAAGCAGCAACCUGAUGUAAGAUCUUAUUUAUUGUUUGACAACCCAACCAUUAAUUAAUUCAUUAAAGUCAACUGUAUUCGUCUCAUGGGCUUUGAGAAGUGUGCGAGAGUCAUUGAUUCAAGUCGAUCCUUUGGCUGCUGCCUUGGCUCAUCAGGCAAGAAAAGCCAAUUCGACAGUUCCCUCAGUAUCUCGGACUCCGCUCCUUCUUCAGUUCACACCUUUCGGACCUCCACCAGGUGCAUGUGAGUUUUCAGACGAUUUGGUUAUUGUGUUGUUAGGAGUGUGACAGUUUGUGAAAUUUCAAUAACAUAUAAUUUCAUAGAAUAUCUUAAUUUGUGCAUAUUGAUCUUCGAAACUUUUUUGUACCGUGUUUUUAGAUUUGAUGAAGGGCAAAAUAUUUUUUCUGAGAAUAUUAAAAAAAAAUUAAAAAAUUGGAAUAAACCAAAAAUUCUUCGAUAUUAGCCACGUUUGAUAAAAUUUUCUGAUUUUCAAACGAUGCUUGAAGUGAAUCUGAUUCAUAAAUAAUUUUCCGCGAAAAAUUUAUUUCAAAAUUGAAAAUCUUAUGAUACAAUUUUUACGUUUCAUAUGAGUAAAAAUCAAUCGAUACAUAAAUAACUGUAAUUCAUUACUGUAGUUAUGUAAUGACUUGAUAAUAAUUUUUGUUGAAGAUUUUUUUUCCUGAAAACCUCCAAGAAUUAAUAAAUACGAAAAUUCUCCCCUACUUUUGCCAAUAUCAAUUAUUUAAAGUUCUAUCCUUUUUAUCUCCAUUCGUGUUCAAUAUCUCACCCCCAGUAUCUUCCACCAAGAAAAAAAACCAUCAGUUUCAAAAAAAAAACUAACAACUCCCUGGUGAUAUGAUAAAUGUUGAUAGUUGAUGUGUAAAAUGUUUUGUUUCCAACCACUUCCUUCAACUCUUUUUGUGCCUCAAAUCCACUCACUAAGUCAAGAAUAUUAUGAAGAGAAUGCACAUUUGAGCAACAACGAUCGUCGAGGGAGUUAUAAGAAGAAGAAGAAGAAGAAGUUGGUUGAGAUGAAGAAGUUAGAAAAAAGAAGGUCAGAAGAGAUCUAAACACAAAACAAAACAAGAAAAAAAGAGAGAAGAAAGCAACAUCAUAAACGAGCCAAAAUGUGGCAUUACUCGAAUACUUAUAUUCACACUUUUUCACAUUUAUCAAUCGCAUAGCCCUCAAAAAAAAACCCGAAGAACUAGAGAGAUACAUAGAGAGAAAAGAAAGCCGAUUGGUGGUUAUUUUUGAGCGGUUUUGUCUUUGGCGCGAUUUUUGAAAAACUCAUCAUUCUUAACGACAUCAUCUACUACAAAUUUGAAUUAAGAAGCUCAAAAUGCUGCAAUCAGUUAGUGCUCACCUUAUGGAUGAACGUCGAAGUUCAUAUCGACGAAGAAGCACAUUUGUACCAUCAAUCGAUUCUCCCCAUCAUUCUCAUUCACAUCAUAAUUUUCUAAUUCCUCCACCAACUGUUAACUGGGUAGGCACCCAAAUCAUUGCGGAUUUUCACCCCGUUACUAUUGAUCCUGCUGAAAAUCCAAUUGGUUGGGCGAUUUUCAACCCGUUGCCUAUAAAAGCACCAGCACUUCGACCAAGACUUCGACAAAUUCAAGUGACACCUGGUGAGUUUUUAGGGGGUUGACUAUUUUUGUUUUGUUUUAAAAAUUCAGUUAGCAGAAAAAUAUGAUUAGCCUGCAAAUUUUUUUCAAAUCUGAUAAAAAUCUUGAAAGUUUCUUAAUAUUUUGUUUUGAUCUACUGUUUUUCUUAAAAAUUGAUCUACCAGGAAUUUUGUAUUGUGAUCUACCUAUUGAUUAG
Molecule: messenger RNA, 6722 nt
Organism: Caenorhabditis angaria
Lineage: Eukaryota; Metazoa; Nematoda; Chromadorea; Rhabditida; Rhabditidae
Source: the annotation of a GenBank genome assembly